This is a messenger RNA of Chaetomium fimeti, 2199 nucleotides long. RefSeq lists its product as uncharacterized. Lineage: Eukaryota; Fungi; Ascomycota; Sordariomycetes; Sordariales; Chaetomiaceae. Gene Ontology annotation, molecular function: FAD binding; oxidoreductase activity. The transcript is spliced from 3 exons. The record is from RefSeq and is a predicted model, not a curated record. The coding region runs from base 201 to 2189 and encodes 662 amino acids.
CAAGGCACCCCGAAACACCGGGGUGCUGAUUGGCGGUUCGGUAGCUGAUCCGACCCGGGUUCCGGACGAGGAGGGCGGCUGCCACCAUUUCCGCCCGGACAUAUAACCAUCGUGCCUCGUGGAAAAAACGUGGUUUCUUAUUUUCCUUCCCCAGUUCGUGGACCAGCUCGACAAGCCUCUCGUUCAUCUUGUCGAUCACCAUGGUCGUCCUCUCUCUUCAGCGCGCCCUGCUUCUGGUAGGUGCCGUCCUUCCGCUCGCUCAACAGGGCCUUGCCCAAACCAUCAAGAACACCGAGGGCGAGGUGAUCCCCGCGAAUGAUAUCACCGUUGCCCCAGCCGCCGCGCCGCCUACCGACCCUGAGGCGGACCCCGAGACGCGCCAGCUGACGGAUGCCAUACUGGCCAACCUCACGGCCCAUGAGCUGAGCGACAUUGACCUGUUCCACUUCGACAACACGACUGGCGAUGAUGCUUCCCAGGUCGCGAAGCGCACGUCUGUCGGCACCUGCAAGACGUCCCCGGGCGACAUGAAGUGGCCUUCGCGUCUGACUUGGGGUGUCUUCAACUUGCUGACCGGCGGCGCCCUCAUCGAGACGGUGCCCAUCGGCGCCGUCUGCUACCCCAACAACGGCGUGUAUGACGCCGCCAAGUGCGCCGAUAUCCUCGAGAACUGGACCCAGUCGGAUACCCACGCCAACGACCCGACCUCGGUCAUGUCGCCGCUCUACUCGGGCGAGACUUGCAUGCCGCAGAACGGCAACUCGUCCCAGUGCACGCUGGGCGGGUUCCCGUCGUACGCCGUCAAGGCCACCGGCAUCUACCAGAUCCAACUUGCCGUCAACUUUGCCCGCAAGCUCGGCCUGCGGUUGAUCGUCAAGAACACGAGCCAUGACUUCCUUGGCAAGUCCCUCGGCUCUGGCGCCCUCUCCAUCUGGACCCACAACCUUAAGAAGAUUCACUUCCACCAGUCGGUCAAGACCCCUUCGUACUCGGGCGCGGCCCUCGAGAUCGGCGCCGGUGUCCAGGUCGGCGAGCUGUACGAAGCGGCCAACAAGUACGGCGUCACUGCCGUCGGCGGCGAGUGCAAGGGCGUCGGCGUCUCCGGUGGCUACAUCGCCGGCGGCGGCCACUCGCCCCUGUCGACCAAGUUCGGCCUCGGCUCCGACCAGGUACUGAGCGUCGACGUCGUGCUGCCCAACGGCCGCUUCGUCACGGCCAGCGAGACCCAGAACACCGACCUCUUCUGGGCUCUCCGUGGUGGCGGCGGCUCCACGUUCGGCGUCGUCACCGCCAUGACCGUCAAGGCGCACCCCAAGCUGAACAUGGCCGGCGUGACGUGGACCAUCAGCUCGGGCAACGACACGGCCAACCCGGACUCGGUCUUCUGGGAGGCCAUGUACGCCUACUGGGCAAAGUUCCCCGAGUACGCCGAGCAGGACGUGUACGGCUACUCGAUGAUCUUCCCGCGCGGCCCCGGCGCCGGCUACACGUGGACCAUGAACCCGUGGAUGGUGCCCGGCAUGUCGCUCGCCGACUUCAAGGCCAUGGUGCAGCCGCUGUUUGACGAGUGGACGGCCAUCGGGUUCGAGUUCGAGCCCGUCUUCUUCGAGCACGACAACUUCUACGACGCCUGGACCCGCCACUUCCCCGUCGAGGGCGUGGCCAACUCCAACCUGCGCACGGCCUCCCGCCUCUUCCCCCGGUCCGCCUGGGACGACGUCGCCCACCGCAACGCCAUGUUCGACGAGGUCCGCUCCGUCGUCGACGAGGGCUCCGCCCUCAUCCAGUACAACAUGAACCCGGCGGCCCCCGCCGGCACCCCCGCCAGCGGCGCCAACUCGCACUGGCGCGAGGCGAUCUGGUUCGGCAUCAUGGGCACGGGCUGGGCGCCGGGCAUCUCGCAGACGGAGCUCGAGGCGGUGCAGCGCAAGAUCACGGAUAACUGGAUGGGCCGGCUGCGCGUGUAUGGCCCCGGCGGCUACCUCAACGAGGGCGACGUCAUGGAGCCCGACUUCGCGGACGCCUUCUACGGCACCAACUACGACCGCCUCCUCCAGAUCAAGCGCCGCGUCGACCCCUACGACCUCUUCUGGGCCCCCACCGCCGUCGGCUCGGAGCGCUGGAGGAUUGAGGGCCAGCCCGACUGGCUGACCCUGCAGACUGGCAAGCUGUGCAAGGUGGCCAACUAGGUAUUUGGGU